Messenger RNA from Annulohypoxylon truncatum, 1195 nucleotides. RefSeq names its product U3 small nucleolar RNA-associated protein 11. Gene Ontology annotation, biological process: rRNA processing. The record is from RefSeq and is a predicted model, not a curated record. The transcript is spliced from 2 exons. Bases 146 to 961 code for a protein of 271 amino acids. Gene Ontology annotation, cellular component: nucleolus; small-subunit processome. NCBI's taxonomy places the organism in Eukaryota, Fungi, Ascomycota, Sordariomycetes, Xylariales, Hypoxylaceae.
CCUGCUGUCCGUAGCUGUCCGUCCCCCACCAACACCAACACCGCAACCAUCGCCACCUUCCCAAUUAACAUACCACUUCUAUAGCUUUGAGCCUUCUUUUCAGCUUCGAUCUCCAUAUUAGGCUCGACAUCCAUUCCGCGACAUAAUGUCUUCGAUCAGAAACGCCGUGCAACGGCGAGUCCAUCGCGAGCGCGCGCAGCCGAAAGAGCGACAACGUCUCGGCCUCCUCGAAAAGCACAAGGACUACUCCCUCCGAGCCAAAGACUUCAACAAGAAGAAAGCGCAGCUGCGCGCGCUACGGCAGAAAGCCGCCGACCGAAACGAGGAUGAGUUCUACUUCGGGAUGAUGUCGCGAAAGGGCCCCGGCCACGCGCUCUCGCAAGGCAAGCGGUGGUCGGGCACGGUCAACGGCGACCGCGGCAAUAAGGCUAUGGACGUGGAUACCGUGCGCCUCCUCAAGACCCAGGACGUGGGGUACAUACGGACGGUGCGCAGCACCGCGCUGAAAGAGGUGAAGGGGCUCGAGGAGAGGGUUAUCGGGUUAGGAGGGAGUGUGGAUGAGGACGAUUGGGAGGGUUUUGAUAAUGACGAUGAGGAGGAGCUGGGGUUUGGCGGUGCGCCGAAGUCGACGAAGGCGAAAAAAAUCGUGUUUACGGAGGGCGCGAAGGAGCGGGAGGAAAUAUUGCAACAGAAAGAGACGGAUGGAGAGGAUAUGGACGUCGAUGGAGACGAGGAUGGUGACGCUGAAAAGAACCCGGAAGCACUACGAGCCGAACAACGACAAAAGCUCCUCGAGAAACUACAGAGAAGACUACAGAACGCGCGGAAGAAGCUUCGGAUCCUCACGCGGACAGAGCACCAACUAGAGUUGCAACGGGCCGGGAUGGCCAAGACAGCUACGUCUAUGAACGGUGUCACUAAGUCCGGCAAGAAGUUCAAGGUUCGGGAGCGGAAGCGAUAAAGCAAUUCAGUGUCACGGAUAAAAAAAAAUGGAAAAAGGAGAAUAAUACGACGACAGAAAUGGCGGUCAACGAAAUCGGAAUCUUCUUCCUUUUGCUUCCAUUAUUACAGGCGGCGUUCAGGCACCAGGGUUCUCAGGUCGUCUAGAGCUAUGCGAUACCCAGAAAGAAAUAGACCCAUUCCCAUAUAUACACCCAAUUCGGUUGACUCCCGAGCACCGACCGCCUUUCCCGGG